UGUGUUUGGAACGCAUGCCCUCUGACAUCACUUCUGGUUCCCGGGAUGUGAUGAUUGCGAUCCUCAGCUGUGUCUUUGGCAGCUGUGAGGGAUCAUGUACUCCAGAUUAUUUUGAUCACAAAGCGAAUCUAAGGAGUUAGCAAGCAGUAACAAUGCUGAGAGACACCAUGAAAGCGUGGAAUGAAAGUUCAGAUAUAUACAGCAGUGACCAAGAAGAGGAGGAAGAAGAGAUGAUCUUUGAAGAAAAUGAUGAUGAUCUUGAAGAACUAAUGGAUUUUAGUGACCUUCCGACAUCUCUGUUUGCAUGUAACGUUCAUGAGUCCGUCUUUGAGGUAGAUGAUCAGAAGGAAAGAUUCAAAACUCUCUUCACUAUCUAUGACAGUGAGGUCUCCUUUCAGCUGUUUAAAAGCUUUAGAAGAGUUCGAAUAAAUUUCAACAACCCAGAAGCUGCCGCUAGAGCGAGAAUUGAGUUACAUGAAUCUGACUUCAAUGGAAAGAAGUUAAAGUUAUAUUUUGCACAGGUCCAGGUGUCUAAUGAGGAAGGAGAGAAGUCUUUUCUGUUGCCUCCAAAGCCAGUGAAGCAGUUUCUAAUCUCCCCUCCAUCAUCUCCACCAGUAGGAUGGAAGCAAAGUGGAGACCCAAUGCCAGGGUUGAACUAUGAUCUUCUGUGUGCUGUGUCAAAGCUGGGCCCAGGAGAGAAGUAUGAACUGCAUGCAGGGACCGAGUCUACUCCUAGUGUAGUUGUUCACGUCUGCGAAAGUGAAACCGAGGAAGAUGAAGAUGAUAUGAAGGGAUCAAAACAAAAGAUAGUUCAGACAAAGCGCCCUUCGAUUCCCUCAGCCAUUGUAAACUAGUAUGUCGCCUUUUUUUCUGUAAAAACUAGAUUCGAGAAAACAUAUCUUCAAAGGGAAAUGUAGAUCUAUUCAGUAUGUAUAUAGCUAAUGACAAUCUAGGUCAUGUAUUCAGAAGCUGUCCUAAAUGCUGUCAUUGUUUUCUUGUUUUUAUGUUUUUCCGACAAUGUUCGUGUUACAUUUAAUCAGUAUUUUAACUCUUUUUGCUAUAAGCAAAAUGUUUUUACUGCAGCAGAAUGUAGUUUGCGGCCCAUACCACUUGAUUAAAAUGGAACAACCCCAUGAAGAAAGGAAGAUUUUCAAAAUAUAGUAUGCUGGUUCAUCAGGA
This is a messenger RNA of Rana temporaria (common frog), 1179 nucleotides long. RefSeq names its product RCAN family member 3 (gene RCAN3). Lineage: Eukaryota; Metazoa; Chordata; Amphibia; Anura; Ranidae. The coding region runs from base 153 to 854 and encodes 233 amino acids. The transcript has 5 exons. The record is from RefSeq and is a predicted model, not a curated record. Gene Ontology annotation, cellular component: nucleus; cytoplasm. Gene Ontology annotation, biological process: calcium-mediated signaling. Gene Ontology annotation, molecular function: calcium-dependent protein serine/threonine phosphatase regulator activity; nucleic acid binding.